Dicentrarchus labrax (European seabass) is the source of this 3571-nucleotide messenger RNA. RefSeq lists its product as uncharacterized. Lineage: Eukaryota; Metazoa; Chordata; Actinopteri; Moronidae. Gene Ontology annotation, molecular function: zinc ion binding; metalloendopeptidase activity. The record is from RefSeq and is a predicted model, not a curated record. Gene Ontology annotation, cellular component: extracellular matrix. Gene Ontology annotation, biological process: extracellular matrix organization; collagen catabolic process; proteolysis. Bases 1 to 3180 code for a protein of 1059 amino acids. The transcript has 23 exons.
AUGGAGUUAGUCUGGCUGUGGAUACCUGUUUUGGGCUCUCUGAUGUUAGCGGAAAUCUUGUGGACUCUGCCCAUCGAUCAGGAUCAGUGGCCAAGCUCUAAGGACGUGGAGCUGGCUGAGGGCUACCUCAGGAGGUUUUACAAUCUGAACCCCAGAGGCAGAGUGUCAGGAAGAAGGAUCAGGUCCACGUCAACCUUGGAGGAGAGCAUCAGAGAGAUGCAGAACUUCUUUGGUCUGAGAGAGACUGGCCGUCUGGACCCUAAUACCCUGGAUGUGAUGAGGGAGCCCAGAUGUGGUGUUCCGGAUGUAGAAAACUUCAGCUUUUACCCCGAGAAGCCUAAAUGGAAGAACCACACCAUCACAUACAUGAUUGCCAAAUACACUCCAGACAUGAAGAGAGAGGACGUGGACAAGUCGUUUGGUUCAGCCCUGAAGAUGUGGAGUGAUGCAGCACCACUGAGGUUCAUCAAAGUCAACCAUGGCAAAGCUGAUAUAGUCUUCUCUUUCGCCCGCAGAACUCAUGGAGAUUUCUUUCCCUUUGAUGGCCCCCGGGGUGUGCUGGCUCACGCCUUUCAGCCAGGAGAGGGUAUAGGAGGAGACAUACACUUUGAUGAGGAUGAAAAAUGGACAGCGGGGAGGCCAGGUUACAGUCUGUUCGCUGUCGCAGCUCAUGAGCUUGGCCACUCACUCGGUUUGGCCCACUCAAGAGACCCCGCUGCUAUCAUGUACCCCAACUACAGGUAUCACAGCAGUACACAGUACUCUCUAUCCAAAGAUGAUGUGCUUGGGAUCCAGACACUGUACGGAAAACCUACAAGAACUGUGGAACCACAACCAGUCCCCAAAAAGUGUGACCCCAACUUUUCUUUAGAUGCAGCAGUUAUGAUUGAAAAUGAGAUUGUUUUCUUUAAAAGCAGGUACAUGUGGAUGAGAACAACACGGACAACUUAUUGGAAUAGCCUGAGAGAGAGCCAUAGCAGCACAUAUUUACCGAGCAUCAGUUCUCAUGUUGAUGCCGCUUAUGACAUCCCUGCCAAAGGCGUGGCGUACAUAUUCAAUGGUCAUAAGUACUGGGUGGUUCAACAGCUUAAGAUGAAAAGUCAUGCUGGCUCCAUCUAUGAGUACGGCUUCUCCUCCAGAGUCCGGCAGGUUGACGCUGCCGUGCAUGUCAGUGAAUAUGGGAAAACAGUCUUCUUCAUAGGAGAGGUUUAUUACAGGUAUGAUGAACGCAGAAGAAGGAUGGACCCCGGCUUCCCCAGACUCAUCCAAACAGACUGGCCUGGAAUCCCGAGAAGGGUUGAUGCUGCCUUUAAGUUACAUGGUAGCAUCUUCCUCUUCAGUGGAGCAAAAUCCUACCAGUAUGACUUCAAACGAAACAAGGUGGUGAAUAUAAUUGCAGCAAAUUCCUGGCUCGGAUGCUAUAUCUUACAUGCAAAGAGAUCACUCAUCACAUCAUGUACCACAGAGCCCGCCAGAAAGCUUGCCUGUGACAAGAUGGCCGCCGGUGAUGACGUUAGAGACUCCGCCAGGGGCCACUAUUUACUCCCCUCCUCCCUUGACUAUACAUAUACUGGAAUGCACAAGAGGACACUGCGUACUCUGAUUCAGCUUUUUUGGCCUCAGGCCGUCAAGGCUGUCUUUAUAAGAGGAGAGUGGAUGGAACAAAGGAAACAAUUUAACAAGAUGCCUCUCACUGGUCUUUGGAUAGUGCUGCUGCUGGGUUGUAUAGCCCUGUGUCGCACAGCACCUACCAUUGCUCCAACAAUUUCACCAGAGGAAGAAGACCUGGCUGAGGGAUACCUUACUCAGUUCUACUCUGACGUUGGGGUGAAAAACUCCUCAACACGAACCAUCAAGGAGAACACCUUCAGCCAGGAUCUACAGGCCAUGCAGGCUUUCUUUGGCCUGGAGGUGACUGGUGUCUUGAAUAAUGAGACUGCUGAGGUGAUGAAGGCACCUCGGUGUGGUGUGUCAGACAUCAGCCGAUAUGGACACUUCGCUGGGAGACCCAGAUGGCAGAAAAGGCUAAUCACAUACCGGAUCACUCAGUAUACUCCAGAUCUGACCCGGAGUCAGGUGGAUGCAACCAUUGCUCAGGCCUUCCAGCUCUACAGCGACGUCAUCCCACUGGACUUUAAACAGGUCUACAGCGGUACUGCGGACAUCAUGAUCCUCUUCAAGGGCGGCUAUCACGGGGACUUUUACCCUUUUGAUGGGGCGGGUGGAGUUUUGGCACAUGCUAACUCUCCUGGACGGAAUCAGGGAGGAGACACACACUUUGAUGAUGAUGAAACCUGGACUCUUACCCAAAGAGGUGUGAAUCUGCUGCUGGUGGCGGCCCAUGAGUUUGGCCACGCUCUGGGCCUGGAUCACUCCAGGGACAGACGAGCACUCAUGUUCCCCACUUAUAAAUACGUUAACACAAAUGGAUACAGGCUGCCAGAUGAUGACAGGCGUGGGGUUCAAGCCCUCUAUGGUAGCCGUACACCAGUGCCAACAACAGCACCAAAACCUAAACCACCUCCUGGACCAGAGCCCGGACCAGAGCCAGAGGACCCAACAGAGGAUCCAAACCCAGACCCUCUGCCCAACCCCAGAGAUGAGCAGUGCAGCCGCGAGCUGGUGUUUGACGCUGCAACCUCCAUCUGGGGAGACCUGUUCUUCUUCAAAAAUGGCUACUAUUGGAGGAAGAGCACAACAUUCCAAGGUAUCCGUCUAAUUAGAGUGAACACAAAAUGGCCACGAAUCCAAUACGUGGAUGCCGCCUUUGAAGUCUCAUACAAGGAUGCGGUGUAUCUUUUUGAAGGUAGUCAAUACUGGGGCAUAAAGGCUUAUGCAAAGACAAUAAUUUCAGGCUAUCCGAAGUCUAUCACCAGCCUUGGCCUCCCCUCUUCAGUCAGUAAGGUGGAUGCAGCUGUAUAUGUGCCAAGUACUAGAAAAACACUAAUUUUUGUGAAUAACCAGUAUUGGAGCUAUGAUGAGGGUAGAAACCAAAUGGACUUGGGAUACCCACGAUCCAUCUCUCAGGAUUUCCCUGGCAUAGGCUCCAAAGUUGAUGCAGCCUUUGAGAAUAUGGGAUAUCUAUAUUUCUCAUCUGGCCCCAGACAGAUUGAGUACUACUUGCCAUACAAGAGAGUGAUGCGCGUAUUGCUCAACUACGGCUGGCUCAACUGUUACUGAGAACUCACAGACACAUUGAGUCAACUAUGUCCAUGAUGUAACUACAGAUAUAUGUAUAUCAUGAAAAAGAUCACGUGAAUAACAGCAUUAUAUAUUUGUAUGGAGUGGGGAACAGUUCUCAGAGACAGAUACUUUGUAGACUAACUGUGGUUGUAAAACAAAUAACAGCCAAACUAAGGCAAAGGGCAGUGUGUUUAUCAUUUGAUCAAUUGUGUAAAUAAUCUUUGACCUGCUUUAAAAUGUUUAUGUGAGGAAAUUGCAAAGGAAUGUAUUGAUUAUGAAUGUACUUGUGGAGAUGUUAACUGAGGCUAAACUGCACAAUUUUGGGUGUAAAAUAAGGGGUCAAAAGUUGUCCUCUGGACACAGGGUUACAAAUAAAUGUUAAACUGAA